Molecule: messenger RNA, 1034 nt
Organism: Ochlerotatus camptorhynchus
Lineage: Eukaryota; Metazoa; Arthropoda; Insecta; Diptera; Culicidae
Gene: CIA30
Product: complex I intermediate-associated protein 30
Exons: 2
Coding region: 73-1032 (319 amino acids)
Biological process (GO): mitochondrial electron transport, NADH to ubiquinone; mitochondrial respiratory chain complex I assembly
Cellular component (GO): mitochondrion
Source: RefSeq, a predicted model, not a curated record
CGCGCGGAUUGUUCUCCACAAGAUGUGAAAAUUUGUUAUUUUGUUAAUACUUUUCUCGACAGUCCAGUGAAAAUGACCCUGUGCUGCACCAAAAUAAACUUAAAUCUAGUGAAAAGUGCAACCUGUGCCUUCCGCAACUAUUCUCAUCUCUCGAGCGCUGGUUAUGGAUCAAAGCUUCUACCAUCAUCGCAACACCCGCUCGUUCCGGUGAGAUUUGCCAACAAUCUGUUCUGGGAGAAGGACCGCAAGGGCGGUUACAACACCACCACAGGCAAGAAAGUGUCCCGCAAGCAGCUGAUUCUGGAUGGGUUGAAGGAGCUGAAGGAAGAAUUCAACCUGUUCAACCAGGAAUGGAAGGAAAAGUUGGCCAGCGAUGCGAUGGUGGUGUACCGACCGGGCGAAACUGAUGUGGUGUUCAACUUUGAGUCGGAAAAGGAUUUGGAUCGGUGGGUGCUCACGACGGAUAAGGACCACAACGAAGGAUUCACGGAGGCCAAGUUCGAGCUGAGCCCUGCCGGGUUCGGGAUGUUUCACGGAACGCUGGAGAGCCGAGUGCCGAAGGACGGACGGAUCAAACGGUCCGGAUAUGCCAACAUGAGAAGCCUGAGAAUUAGGAAAUCCUUCAAACGGGAUGCGUUUUACGAUUGGGAGCAGUACAAUACGCUGGUGAUGAGAAUUCGCGGCGAUGGCCGUUCCUAUUUGAUCAAUCUUGCGUCGGAGGGUUAUUACGACAUCCUGUGGAACGAUAUCUAUCAUUAUGUGCUGUUUACGAGAGGUGGUCCCCAUUGGCAGUACGUGAGGAUUCCGUUUUCUAAGUUUUUCCUAGCUUCCAAGGGGCGGGUUCAGGACAGCCAGGGACCGGUUCCGUUGAACAGAAUCAGCAGCUUAGGAUUCUCGGUGGGAGCACGCGGUGGUCACGAGGGACAGUUUAGGCUGGAGUUUGACUAUAUUGGAGUUGAGUACGAUCCGAGUCAUACGGAAGAGUUUGCCUACGAAAUGUACAAACAGCCAAAGUACAUUGUUGCUACUUGAAU